This is a messenger RNA of Peronospora matthiolae, 984 nucleotides long. Lineage: Eukaryota; Oomycota; Peronosporomycetes; Peronosporales; Peronosporaceae. The record is from the annotation of a GenBank genome assembly.
AUGGCAUUCUCGACUAAAAGUAUCUCCUGGUCGCUGUAUAAAGACGCCUCAUGCUCCGACGCUGGUCGAGUGUUCCACGGACUUUUUGAUGUUGCGGUCGUAACAUCUCGACGAUGUCAAGUGGUUGAAUCCAAUGGCGACAACCCUUCUGAUGGAUCGCUCGUGUCACUGAAAACGACUGGACUUGCACUCGUGCCGGAAGUUCAAAGCCGAGUGGAAAAUCUCCUCGAGCGACGUCCCCGUCACUGUGAUCAGCAAAGCUCAAUAACUGAUACUAAUCUAAAGGAUGACAAUGACGACGAUGCGUUUCCCGUGGCUAUUGAGAAUCUCAGUUUAAGUGCUGAAGCUGCUGAAGAGCUGGGGAUGAGGCACGAUAAGGCCGAGUUGUACUGCAAACUGCAGCUAAAUGACGCUUCAAGUGGUGGCGGAUCUAAGUCUGAUGAGAUCGAGGAUCCCAUUAGGCAAGAGAGGGACUGGUUCUCGUGGAAGAUACAGCGGGCAGAUGAGUACCGAGUACGUGGGAACGAAGCUUUCAAACAGGAGAGCUACAGCUUGGCUGUGCAGCUUUACGAGCGAGCACUAGCAUGGCUGGAGCCGCCAGCUGCUUGGUCGCACACGGCACUCGAUGGUAAAGGACAGUACUCGAUCGAGGAGCUGCACCAAGUGAACCACGUAGCUGUCGCGUGCUAUGCCAACUUGGCGACGAGCUAUUCAAAGAUCAACGGAGACGAUGACAUCGAUCGCUGCAUCGCUGCCGCUACAAGUGCACUGGCGAUCGAAGACGCACACGUGAAAGCUCGCUAUCGUCGAAGCCAAGCGUAUGUCCAGUCGAAAGCGUUUGACCAGGCGCUUGCAGAUCUCACAAAGCUACUCGAGCUCGAGCCGAACAACAAUCUGUUCCGAAGCGCAUUGGCUCGAGCUCGACGAGCAAAGACGCAGCUCUGCAAGAAGCAGCAAGCCGCGUUUGCAAACCUCUUUAAAUAG